GCACUUACAGACGUCACUGACGUAUUGGAAAAAGUCAAAAUCAGCUGUGUUUGUGGGGCGUUUGCUUGAAAUAUCGAAACGAAGUAAAAUUGAUUUGCAUCGCAAGAGUUUUACCGUUUUUCCGAACUUUUCCACUCUAACGAAUAUUCCGAUUAUCUCACCUCGACCUUCGUGCUAGAUUCCGCGAGAAAACCGAGUGCCGCCAUUCCGUGAAAAUUGAACUACGAACGCCAGAUUGCCCCUUGCCGAGUUGUGCGUGAAGCUGAAAUUUCCUCGCCGGGAGCCAAUCGUUGCGCUGGCAAGGAGUUAUGCCGCCGUUGAAAAGCUACUCGCCCUCCGACGAGUACGCUCGCUAUGAAGAUUCCCAAUCGAACGCGAUGAUGUCGACUACAACGACGGAGCGGCGACCGUACACCUCCUCGCAAUAUGCCCAGAAAGUGUUGACAAACCUGUGCCAACUGCGUCAGGACUCGCGAUUUUGUGAUGUGGAAAUUAUCGCAGGCGAAGUGACGUUGUCGGCACAUCGUGCGGUCCUGAGUGCCUCGAGCGAAUACUUCGAGGCGAUGUUCCGGCCUGAGCUCGGGCUGAGCGAAGGCAAGCAGAAGUCGGUGAUUCUGCACUCGAUCGAUCCCGAGAUACUCAAAAUUCUACUCGAUUUCAUUUACACGGGACGAAUUCACAUAACUCAGAUAAAUGUCCAGGAGCUGCUGGCGGCUGCCGAUAUGCUUCAGCUGCACGAAGUGGUCGAUGGUUGCUGCGAGUUUCUAUGCCGCGAGUUGCAUGCUACGAACGCACUCGGCAUUCUACGAUUCGCUGAAGCGCACAACUGCAAAGAACUGGCUGAGAGUGCAUUCAACUUUAUUAAUUCUCAUUUCCCUUUAGUCGCCCUCGAAGAUGAAUUUCUCGACACGCCCCAAACACUUCUAUCACGACUUCUUAGAUCCGAAUACCUUCGCGUCGAUAGUGAAUCUCAGGUAUUUCAGGCAGCUCUACGUUGGAUCAAGCACGACGUAAAACAGAGACGUUGCUUUGUAUUCGAAAUAUUACAACACGUUCGACUGGCUUUGUUGCCUGUACGACUAUUUGAUGAUGCAAUGAAAGAUUGCCACGACGUUUCCUUGAAUGUUGCACUUCGCUCGAUGCGGCGAGACAUAUCGUCGAAACGGGGACAACUCGUACCACUUAGCGUUCGUCCUCGUGUUUCGGCCAAAAAGAGUAUAUACAUAAUCGGUGGGUCACGACGAGAACGAACGAAUUGCGGCUGGGAUCCAGCCGAUUGCAUUUUUGAAUCAGUAGCGAAAUUCGAUACAUUCCGCAAGGAGUGGAGUGAAAUUGCACCGAUGGAAAUAGGACGAAUUCUGCCCGGUGUCGCUGUUUUAAAUGGAAAGAUUUAUGUUGUGGGCGGAGAGCGAGGCAGCCAGAUUUUGGCAAAUGGAGAGGUUUAUGAUCCGCAGAAUAAUAGCUGGAAGCCAAUUGCUCCCAUGACAGUGCCACGAUGUGAGUUUGGAUUAUGCACAGUAGGUGGAACGUUAUAUGCUGUUGGAGGCUGGGUUUGUGAUGAUAUUGGCGGGACAAUAGAAUGCUACGAUCCGAUUAAAGACACUUGGACGUUUGUUGGUGAUAUGCCGGAACCAAGAUUCAGCAUGGGAGUGGUUAGCUAUGAUGGGUUGAUUUAUAUUGUGGGUGGAUGCACUGCUGCUAGUCGAUAUCUAACAGAUCUUAUUUGUUACAAUCCCGUCACCCAAGAAUGGUCCUCACUGGCUAGAAUGCAAACAGCCCGCUGUCAAAUGGGUGUUGCAGUUUUAGAUAAACAUCUCUACGUGGUCGGCGGAACAAGUAGCAAUCAUGACGUUCUUCAGACUGUUGAACGCUACAGUUUUGAGGAAGACAAAUGGGUUAUGGUCACACCAAUGUCCGUGAACCGUGCAAUACCAGCGGUCGCAUCAGCGGAUGGACUAUUAUAUGUGGCAGGUGGUGAUCAGACAUGUGAAGUUAACUUCUAUCGGGCACAAGUCACAAUAAGUUCAGUAGAAUGCUAUGAUCCCGUCUCGGAUACAUGGAGGCAUUGUCCAGAUCUUCCAAUGAGUCGUUCAGAAGCUGGUGCUGUUGUUGUCUAAGAAAAAUAUAUGAAUUUUUAUCUCAUUUCUAGAAAAUAUAUAUAUUUUUUGUAGAGUGCAUUAUUUAGUCGAUUGGCGACAUCUUGAAGUGAUUUAUAUUUUCAUUUUAUUGAUUCGUCAAAUUUAUUAUUACAGUAUUUAAUGUGUUUUAUUGAAUUUAUAUUCCGAUUGAUUUUUUAAUUAUGUGUAAUCAAAGUGAUGGAUUUUUUUUACAUUAUAUCAUUCCUUUUUAUCUAACUGAAUAUUUUAAACUUGUUUUCAAAUAAAGCAUAUAUGAAUCCCA
Messenger RNA from Hermetia illucens (black soldier fly), 2400 nucleotides. RefSeq names its product actin-binding protein IPP. Gene Ontology annotation, molecular function: protein binding. The record is from RefSeq and is a predicted model, not a curated record. NCBI's taxonomy places the organism in Eukaryota, Metazoa, Arthropoda, Insecta, Diptera, Stratiomyidae. The transcript has 5 exons. The coding region runs from base 309 to 2117 and encodes 602 amino acids.